AUGUGUGAUGCUGGCGGUUACCGAGCCCUGCGGGGGAGAAGCACAGGCCAACUCAAGGGCAGGCCCUGGGCAGCAGCCUUGGAGGAGUCCAGCUACGAGUACGGCUCCACGAAGUACCUACUGCUUUGCGGCCUGGGCGGAAUGCUGAGUUGCGGGCUGACGCACACGGCCAUCGUGCCUCUGGACCUGGUCAAGUGUCGCAUGCAGGUGGACCCCAGCAAGUACAAGGGCAUCCUGAGCGGCUUUGGCGUGACACUGCGGGACGACGGGCUGCGCGGCCUGGCCCGAGGCUGGGCCCCAACCUUUCUAGGCUACUCCAUGCAGGGCCUCUUCAAGUUUGGCCUCUACGAGGUCUUCAAAAUCCGCUACGCGGAGCUCCUGGGCCAGGAGAAGGCCUACGAAUGGAGAACCGGGCUGUACCUGGCCGCCUCAGCCAGCGCCGAGUUCUUCGCCGACGUGGCCCUAGCCCCGAUGGAAGCGGUGAAGGUUCGCAUGCAGACGCAGCAGGGCUAUGCCCGCACGCUCCGGGCCGCGGCCCCCAAGAUGUACGGCGAGGAGGGCCUGUGGGCCUUCUACAAAGGCGUGGCGCCGCUCUGGAUGCGCCAGAUCCCCUACACCAUGAUGAAGUUCGCCUGCUUCGAGCGCACGGUUGAGGCGCUCUACAAGUACGUGGUGCCCAAGCCGCAGAGCCAUUGCACCAAAAGUGAGCAGCUGGCCGUGACCUUUGUGGCUGGCUACAUCGCUGGCGUCUUCUGUGCCGUGGUGUCCCACCCUGCGGAUUCUGUCGUGUCCGUUUUGAACAAGGAGAAAGGCAGCACGGCCUUCGACGUUCUCCGCAGACUGGGGUUCAAGGGCGUGUGGAAAGGCCUGUUCGCCCGGAUCAUCAUGAUUGGCACCCUGACUGCCCUGCAGUGGUUCAUCUACGACUCGGUCAAGGUCUAUUUCAAAUUGCCUCGCCCUCCAGUCCCUCAAGCGCCCAAAUCCCGAAAGUAG
This is a messenger RNA of Budorcas taxicolor (takin), 993 nucleotides long. RefSeq names its product phosphate carrier protein, mitochondrial-like. Gene Ontology annotation, biological process: mitochondrial phosphate ion transmembrane transport. Gene Ontology annotation, cellular component: mitochondrial inner membrane. The transcript has a single exon. Gene Ontology annotation, molecular function: phosphate transmembrane transporter activity. The coding region runs from base 1 to 993 and encodes 330 amino acids. Lineage: Eukaryota; Metazoa; Chordata; Mammalia; Artiodactyla; Bovidae. The record is from RefSeq and is a predicted model, not a curated record.